This is a messenger RNA of Arvicanthis niloticus (Nile rat), 1519 nucleotides long. RefSeq names its product cytochrome P450 2C40-like. Lineage: Eukaryota; Metazoa; Chordata; Mammalia; Rodentia; Muridae. Gene Ontology annotation, cellular component: intracellular membrane-bounded organelle; cytoplasm. Gene Ontology annotation, molecular function: iron ion binding; oxidoreductase activity, acting on paired donors, with incorporation or reduction of molecular oxygen, reduced flavin or flavoprotein as one donor, and incorporation of one atom of oxygen; heme binding. The record is from RefSeq and is a predicted model, not a curated record. Gene Ontology annotation, biological process: xenobiotic metabolic process.
AUAAAAUCUCUGGACUGCCUGAUCACUCCUGUCAGUAAGAAGGAUCACCAUGAAUCCAGUUGUGGUCUUGGUACUCAGUCUUGCCUUUCUUCUUCUUCUCUCAUUGUGGAGACAGCGCUCUGGAAGAGGAAAGCUCCCUCCUGGCCCUAUUCCUCUGCCAAUUAUUGGCAACUUCCUCCAGAUUGAUAUGAAUGACACCAGCCAAUCCUUAGCCAAGUUUUCUAAAACCUAUGGCCCAGUGUUCACUCUGUAUUUUGGCUCAAAGCCUACUGUGGUAUUCCAUGGAUAUAAAGCAGUGAAAGAAGCCCUCAUUGAUCAUGGGGAAGAGUUCUCUGAAAGAGGAUGGUCCCCAAUUUUUGAUGAGGUUUCUGAAGGCCAGGACAUUGGUUUUUCCCAUGGAAAUGUAUGGAAACUCACAAGACAAUUCACGCUCACUACCCUGAGGAAUUUGGGUAUGGGGAAAAAGACAGUUGAGGCCAGAGUGCAAGAAGAAGCACAGUGGCUUAUGAAAGAACUAAAGAAAACCAAUGGCUUACCAUGUGAUCCUCAAUUCAUCAUAGGAUGUGCUCCCUGCAAUGUCUUGUGCUCCAUUAUUUUCCAAAAUCGUUUUAGUUAUGAAGAUAAGGAUUUUCUCAGCUUGAUAGAAAAAUUGAAGGAGUGCAUUACGUUACUGAGAUCUCCCUGGUUUCAGGUUUGCAAUGCAUUCCCUAUACUUCUUGAUUACUGUCCAGGAAGUCAUAACAUAUUUUUUAAAAAUUAUACAUAUAUUAAGAGUUGCAUUUUGGAGAAAAUGAAAGAACAUGAAGAAUUGUUGGAUGUUAUAAAUCCUCAGGACUUCAUUGAUUACUUACUAAUUCAAAGACUUAAGGAAAAUGGCAAUCAGCAGUUGAACUAUACACUGGAACAGCUGGCAUCAUUUGUGACUAAACUGUUUUUUGGUGGGACAGAGCCUUUAAGCUUAACAAUAAGAUUUGCUCUCCUGCUCUUGAUAAAGCACCCACACAUCACAGAUAAAGUCCAGGAAGAGAUUAACCGUGUAAUUGGGAGGCACCGUAGCCCCUGUAUGCAGGACAGGAGGCACAUGCCCUACACAAAUGCCAUGGUACACGAGGUCCAGAGAUUCAUUGGCAUUUCCCCAAACAAUGUGAUCCAUGAAGUGAUAUGUGACACUAAAUUCAGAAAAUACAUCAUACCCAAGGGAACAAGAGUAAUAGCAUCACUGUCAUCAGUGCUGCAUGACAGUAAGGAGUUCCCCAACCCAGAGAUGUUUGACCCUGGCCACUUUCUAGAUGGGAAUGGAAACUUUAAGAAAAGUGACUACUUCAUGCCUUUCUCAACAGGAAAACGGAUGUGUGUGGGAGAAAGCCUUGCCCGCAUGGAGCUUUUUCUAUUCCUGACCACUAUUUUACAGAAUUUCAAUCUGAAAUUUCUGGAUGACCCAAAGAAUAUUGAUAUAAAACCAGGUUGUGGACUUUCUUCUAUGCCUUCCAAUUUCCAGAUGUGCUUCAUCCCUGUCUAA